AUGCAAUUAGCUCUACCAGAAAGUCUACCGACAUUAGUCGCAAAACGUUUCACGGCUGCCCGAGAUGCCAGUCAUCUGGUAUUUUCUUCAACCCACUUGUCGAUAAUCAACGCCGCAGGGAUAUCCUAUCAACUCCGAUACUGCCCAGCGCUUGCUAAGAAACCUUCCAACAUCAAACCCGACAAUGGACCCAAAGUCCCCAAGCCAGAUCCCUUCCAGAACCCUACCCCAGAGCUCCUGAUCGCGCAAUUCCCGCCCGAGAACCCCGCCUACAACCUCAUUCUCAACAAGUUCCCUGUGAUCCCGAAUCACUUCCUCCUCGUGACGAGAGACUGGCAAGCGCAGACUGAUGUGCUAGAGAAAGCCGACCUAGAGGCUACAUACGAGGUCCUGAAGGCGUGGAAUCCAUCUGAGCAGGGCCAAACGAAUGGCUCCAAGACCCAGGGCCAAGGCCAGAGCCAAAGCCUGUUCGCCUUCUUCAACUCCGGCGACGAUAGUGGUGCAAGCCAGCCGCACCGCCACCUCCAAUUCCUCCCCGUGGAAGCAAUGCGCCAACCGGGCUCGGAGACCUGGCAUCCGCUGAUUGACCUGCUCACCUCCCAAUGCACAUCCCCACCCUCCUCGCCUUCUUCAACGCCGAAAUUCCAACACCUCUCUGCGCUCUCCUUCGCUCACUUUGCUCUUCCGCUUCCGCCAAACCCCUCACCCGAAGCCCUCUACUCGGUCUACACCACUCUUUACAAAGCCGCCGUCGCAGCAACACAAGGUUAUAGCCCAUAUCAGUAUACCGAGCCCGUUCCAACACACGGCGCAUCACGUAUCAGCUACAAUCUUGCCAUGACUCGCUCCAAGAUGAUGAUUUGUCCCCGCCGGCAGGAGACAGCGGUCGUGCCGAUUGACGCCGCGGCAGCGGCUGACAUUGUUGACCCCGGGGUUCUUUCUUUGAACGGGACUAUUCUCGCAGCAACGCUUAUGGUCAAGGCCGAGAGUGAGUGGGAUGCUCUGAGAGAGAAUCCAGAGUUACUCACACAGGUUCUUACUACCGUCGGAUUCCCUCGAACAGACUCGAGGGGUCCUUCUUUGUGA
This is a messenger RNA of Penicillium nucicola, 1086 nucleotides long. RefSeq lists its product as uncharacterized. The coding region runs from base 1 to 1086 and encodes 361 amino acids. Gene Ontology annotation, biological process: nucleotide metabolic process. Gene Ontology annotation, molecular function: ATP binding; ATP:ADP adenylyltransferase activity. NCBI's taxonomy places the organism in Eukaryota, Fungi, Ascomycota, Eurotiomycetes, Eurotiales, Aspergillaceae. The record is from RefSeq and is a predicted model, not a curated record. The transcript has 2 exons.